Rotaria sp. Silwood1 is the source of this 2040-nucleotide messenger RNA. The record is from the annotation of a GenBank genome assembly. Lineage: Eukaryota; Metazoa; Rotifera; Eurotatoria; Philodinida; Philodinidae.
AUGCCAAAAUUGACAUUGGACGAGUUCUUCAACUAUACUGACUUUACUUCAUUAACACUUGCACCUGACAAUAGUCAAUCAAUUCUCAUUCAAACACGACAUCGCAUAUGGAAUCAUAAUAUCAGUGAGUAUCAUCUCCAUUUACAUUCGCUUGAUGAUAAGAGCAAAAUAUUAUUAACAAGACAUGCGUCCAGUUUACUUCGACCUCGUUGGCAAGGCGAAUGGAUUGCCUAUCUAAGUGGAAAUCAGUCCAAUACAAUUUAUUUGUAUUCCACUCGAAUGAAGCAAACGUUUCCUCUGCCAUUGAGUAACGAAUCGCUUCAUGCUUUCACAUUGUCAAACAUCAAUACAAGUCUCUACUUUGCUGCACGAACACCGUGGACAAAUGAGGCUGAUAAAGCAUACAAGAAUGAAUGGAAUGAUGUAAUUGAAUAUCGAGACAAAGAACGAGGUGAUACAAUCUAUCGUGUCAAUUUGGAAGAUAUUAAUCAAUUUCAAAUUGAAAUUUUGGCAAAUAUUUCAUUACGAGUCGUAGAAUUGAUUUGUUCGUCUGAUGGAAAACGUUUGGUGUAUUCGACUGAAUCAACAUUACAACACAUUGAAUCAAUGGAUGAUUAUGAAAUUUAUUCCAUUGAUUUGACUGAUCGUUCAUCUACUAUUCCACGUCGAUUAACAAACAAUCAAGCUAUUGAACGAAAUUUAAAAUGGUUUAAUAACGACUCGUUUCUUUUUACUGUAACAAGUGAAGGAUCGAUCGAUGGUGAGUAUCGAGAUACUCAAGGACGACUCUAUUCAUUCGACCUUCUCACUGGAAAUAUUCAUCGUUGGGCUAAUCAAUUUAAAGGUUCAAUAAGAGCUUACGAUUUGUUAGAAAAUGGACGACAAGGUUUAAUUAUUCUCGGUCAAUUGAAUACCGAGAUACAAGUUUAUACACAACAAUCGAUAAGUAGUCCAUUAGUUAAAAAAAUAGGUUGGAAUGGAACAUAUGAAUCGAUUGUUACUACUUAUGCUGAUAACAAAUCUAUCAUUGCUUUUCUUCAUUCCUCGUUCGAUACACCACAAGAAGUGUAUUUCGUUGAUAAUAUUGAUCAACUAACUCUUGCUCAAUCAAUUACAUAUGAAAAUAAACUUUUUAAAGAACGAAAUCUACCUAAAGGUACAUCCUAUCGAUGGUUAAAUAAAGACGAUGGAACUGAAAUUGAAGGCAUUCUUCUCUAUCCGCCAGAUAAGUUUCAGCAGAAAAAUUUGCCAUUACUAGUACUCAUUCACGGUGGACCUUAUCAUGCUGAUUUGAAUGUUUUUUAUGCCGAUUGGUAUUUUUGUGCAAUAAUGAUGGCCACUGAAGGUUGGCUUGUACUGCAACCAAACUAUCGGGGUUCAUCAGGUUAUGGAGACGAUUUUCUCUAUGGUGUACGUCUGAAAAUGGUUUCUCGACCGGGUAAAGAUAUUUUAUUUGGUGUUGAUGCGCUGAUAAGAGAUGGUAUUGUCGACCCAAGACGAUUGACAAUUGGUGGCUAUAGUUAUGGUGGAUAUUUAACAAAUUGGCUUAUUACUCAAACGACUCGUUUUAAUGCGGCGUUGAGUGGAGCCGGGGCUAUCGAACAUGUGAUCGAUUGGGGAACAAAUGAUAUGCCAACGAGCAAUGCCUAUUUUCUAGGUGGCUACCCUUGGCAAAUACCAACACAUUAUCAAGAAGAAGCAGCAAUAUUUCAACUGAAUAAAGUUAAAACACCGACACAUAUUGUUACAGGUGAAAUUGAUGUGCGUGUGCCUGUCGCAGAAAGUUAUCUAUUGGAACGAUCACUUCGUGUUCUUGGUAUUCCAACUAAAUUGAUAGUGUUUCCAGGCCAAGGUCACGACCUUAGCACCAAUCCAUGGCAUGAAAAAAUCAAAGUGCGUGAAGAAUUGAAAUGGUUACAAAAAUACGGUCACAUUUGUGUAUCAACAUGUGAGGGAUACUUGGUAUCAUCAACUCAUUCUCCAUCCAUGCAUCAAUUCAUACUAAUCAUGUUUGUCAUGUAUACAUUUAUCCUUGUCUAA